Microthlaspi erraticum is the source of this 786-nucleotide messenger RNA. NCBI's taxonomy places the organism in Eukaryota, Viridiplantae, Streptophyta, Magnoliopsida, Brassicales, Brassicaceae. The record is from the annotation of a GenBank genome assembly.
AUGGAUAGAAACCCUAUCCAUCCACCACUUCCUGCAAGGAAUGACUAUGAGAUCAAGCCUCAGAUCAUAGCAUUGGUUAGACAGAACCAAUUCAAUGGCCUUCCAGCUGAGCAUCCUCUUGAUCACAUAGAAAACUUUGAAGAAAUUUGCAGCACUACAAGAUCCAAUGGAGUCUCUGCUGACUACUUAAGCCGCUUUCAUCAACCACUUCUACACCAAGCAAAGAUCAAUUUCUGUAGGAACAAGAUCUCCAACUUUCGCCAAGCCAACAAUGAAUCUUUCUAUGAGGCGCUAGACCGAUUCAAGGAGUACAUUAGGGACUGCCCUAAUCAUGGUUUCAAUGAGGGAAACCUAUGGAACAUCUUCUAUCGUGGCAUAGACCACAAGUACAAGCUUUCAUUGGACACUGCAAGCAAUGGAAACUUCAUGACCAAGACUGUUGAUGAAGCUAAGGUUCUUAUUGAGAAUCUUGCAGCUAGUGAUUGUAACAACUGUCCUGAUUAUGACCGCUCAAGCCGCACCACUACUAGCUCCCCUGAUUCUUUUCAAAUGACUGAACUCAAGAACAUGAUGGCUCAAGUUCUUAAGGGACAGCUCAAGCAUAUCAAUGCAAUAGAAGGGAUGAGUGAUGCUAAUGAAGACCCAUCAAGAGAAUGCAUGGGAGAUUUCUCUAAUGAAGCCAAUGAAGAAGAUGUGAACUACAUUGGAAACUAUGGGAACAAGGGAUACAAUAAAUCUCUUUCAUAUUUGAUUUCCCCAAUCAAUAAAUCUCUUUCAACAAGGUGA